This is a messenger RNA of Parastagonospora nodorum SN15, 1026 nucleotides long. RefSeq lists its product as hypothetical. The coding region runs from base 1 to 1026 and encodes 341 amino acids. Gene Ontology annotation, molecular function: 4-hydroxy-tetrahydrodipicolinate synthase activity. NCBI's taxonomy places the organism in Eukaryota, Fungi, Ascomycota, Dothideomycetes, Pleosporales, Phaeosphaeriaceae. The record is from RefSeq and is a predicted model, not a curated record. The transcript has a single exon.
AUGGGUUCUAUGCCUGAAGUCCAGCCCGCUCCCAAGAUCGACCUUGCCGGUCUUGUCCCUGCACCAGUUACUCCAUUCAACCGCGAUGGGUCGGUUGAUUAUGCUGCAAUCCAACGUCUUGGUUCAUGGCUCGGCAGCAUUCCUGGUGUUAAGGGGCUAGUAGUCCUUGGCCAUGCUGGCGAGGGUACUUUCCUUACCCAAGAGGAGCAAGUCGAUGUUAUCAAGGCCUUCGUCAAGUCCGUUGACAAUAAGAUUCCCAUUAUCGCUGGUAUCACCACAGAAGGUACCGAAGUUGCUGCGUUGGAAGCCCAGCGUGCCAAGGCCGCUGGUGCGCAGGCAGGACUUCUGUACCCAUCCCAUGGUUGGUUACGGUUCGGAUACCAACCUGGAGGUAUAUUUACCACGUCUUCGGAAUGCUGUACAAUUGUGCUAACAACUACCGUAGCGCCCCAGGACAGGUACAAGACAGUGUACGAGAAGUCGGGUCUUCCUCUUAUCCUCUUUCAAUAUCCCGACAACACCAAGGCGACCUACAACCUUGAAACGCUUCUAGAGAUUGCGGCGCAGCCAGGUGUCAUCGCUAUGAAGAAUGGUGUACGCAACAUGCGCCGAUGGGACGUCGAGAUCCCGAUCAUAAAGCGACAGAACCCAGAUCUCACUAUCUUGACUUGCCACGACGAGUAUCUUCUCCACACUUGCUUCGAUGUCGACGGUAUGCUUGUCGGGUAUGGCAGCAUUGCACCUGAGCCGCUCCUUGAGAUGAUCGAGGCCGGCAAGGCGCGCGACUACCCACGCGCACGAGCAGUCCACGACAGACUUCUACCAGUAACGAGGAACGUUUACCACCGCGGAUCACACAUGGAGGGUACCGUUGCGCUCAAGCACGGUCUGGUCGCUCGUGGCAUCCUGGAGCAUGCCACCGUAAGAAGUGGAUUAUUGCCGUUGCAAGAUGGUGCUGAGCAAGAAAUUCACGCCGCCUUUAAGUCUGCGUCAUUAGGAAAAGUCGUUGCACCCAAGUCAGGUUGA